Molecule: messenger RNA, 2644 nt
Organism: Danio rerio (zebrafish)
Lineage: Eukaryota; Metazoa; Chordata; Actinopteri; Cypriniformes; Danionidae
Source: RefSeq, a predicted model, not a curated record
UCACGGCUUGUGUAGGGGAGUAUAGGCUGUGUUGUCAGCCUGGUGUCAGUCUGAUGAAGAUUGGCAUUCAGACUGUGUGGAGGGCAGCGCGCCGGCGGACAGACUCCAACAUCAGAUGCGCUGAUGCUGAGAACAAGCAAACUGGUCUCCAUGUGAAGCUAUCCCAUGAUGCAACAUGUGUCCCCAGCACCAGCAUUGACCAUGAUGGCCACACAGAGCGUCCCUCCACCAUCAUACCAGGAGAGCCAACAGAUGACAGGCACUACUCAGCAAAACUCAAAGGGCCAGCAUGUGCACCUCUCUGCAGCGUCAGCAGGAGGAGCCGCUCCGGUCAGCGUGACUCUUGACCCUCAAGCCCAACUGGAGUCUGACAAACGAGCCGUUUACAGGCAUCCUCUUUUUCCUCUUCUGGCGUUGCUGUUUGAGAAGUGUGAACAAGCCACGCAGGGCUCAGAAUGCAUCACAUCCGCCAGCUUCGACGUCGACAUCGAAAACUUUGUCCACCAGCAAGAGCAGGACCACAAGCCUUUCUUCAGCGAGGAUCCUGAACUAGACAACCUGAUGGUGAAGGCCAUCCAGGUGUUGCGGAUCCACCUGCUGGAGCUGGAGAAGGUGAACGAGCUCUGUAAAGACUUCUGCAACCGCUACAUCACCUGCCUCAAGACCAAGAUGCACAGUGACAAUCUGCUCCGAAACGACCUGGGCGGCCCGUAUUCUCCAUCCCAGACCAGCCUCGGCCUGCAGCAGGACCUGCUUCAAAGCUCAUCCCCAUCGCUCACCUCCGUCUCCAGCACAGUGAACUCCUCCGGGAUCGUAGUCCCAGCCGGUCCCCUGCAGCAGAACAACAUCUCCAUGACCACUAUCAACUCUCAGGUGGUCUCAGGUGGGACGCUGUAUCAGCCGGUGGCAAUGGUUACCUCACAGGGGCAGGUGUUAACACAGGGGUUACCACAGGGAACCAUCCAGAUCCAAAACAAUCAGGUGAAUCUGGACUUGUCCUCACUCUUGGAUGGCGAUGACAAGAAAUCAAAAAACAAAAGAGGCGUCCUUCCCAAACAUGCCACAAACAUUAUGCGUUCCUGGCUCUUCCAGCAUCUCAUGCACCCUUAUCCAACAGAAGAUGAGAAAAGACAGAUUGCAGCGCAAACAAACCUUACCUUAUUACAGGUGAACAACUGGUUUAUCAAUGCCCGCAGGCGUAUUCUGCAGCCCAUGCUGGAUGCCAGUAAUCCUGACCCUGCUCCCAAAGCCAAGAAGAUGAAAUCUCAGCACAGACCCACACAGCGCUUCUGGCCCGAUUCCAUUGUAGCUGGAGUCCUGCAGACACACGGCACAAACAACUCAGACAACUCUCUUGGCAUGGACGGCCUGCAGCCUCUGUCCUCAGACUCGGCUACGCUGGCCAUGCAGCAGGCCAUGCUGGGCGGAACCGACGACUCCAUGGACGGCACAGAGGAGGAGGACGAGGAGGAGGAGGAAGACGAGGGACUCGAUGAGGACGACGACGAAGAGGACGACGAAGAACACGAGGCGAGCAGACAGAUGAUCAGGCGAGAUCUGGGCCUCAAUCACAAUGAAGGACUCGAAUAAAGAAUGAAAAAUAGCAUAACUGACUUAACUCUUACUCAUCACCAUGCAAAACAUCUCAACGCCGCACAAAUGGCUCUCAUUGGACACUAAGUGCCAUGGAGCACCCAAUCAUAAUGAAGGGGAGGGGCCUACCAUUCUGGACUCCAAAAUUGAUGGAACAUUGUAUAUUGGGCCGCUUUACGCAACCGGUCAUGCUACUCUCAUGCAUAUAAUCCAUUUAAGCCUUACUUUCUUUAAAUAUGUCUCUUUGGUUCUCAGGUGUCUUAGCAUGACAUUAUGUCUACCCUCAUAUUUAUAACCAUGCAAUGAGUGGAUGUUUUAGGCAUGUUUUUUUAUUAUUAUUAUUAUUAGUUUCAUUUUUUGUAGAGUUAACAAAAUAUUCAGUCUUGGAAGUUAAACAAACAGAAAAAAAGAAACAAUCUAAAUGCCUGACAGCACAAUGUAUGUACAUUUGACAGUGAUGCAUUUUCCCCCCCUCAGACGCUUCAUAUUUAUUUUGUAAUCUGUCAGAAGGCUGUGGCACAAUCAACAAAGGAUGCCGUCCGCAAACGCAUGUCGGGAGACUCAGAGUGCCAAGCAUCUCUUCCAUAGCGAGGAACAAAAAACUCUCUCCGAAAUAUGUUUGGACCUACAAAUGACGUUUACUGAAGAACACUGCAGGAAAAACAAAAAGACAUAUUUACAGGUGCGUAUCACACCCUGAAACGCCCCUGCUUUAUUUUAUGUGAAGGACGAAACUAAACAAAAAAAAAAAAACUGUGAAGAUAUUUCUGAGCUGUAUCUACGGAUCUACAGAAUCACCUGUUUCUGAUAUGUGAUGUUUAGAGAAGACAGAGGAUGUUUCUGAAUGUUAUUACAGUUGGUCUUUGUGAAGUACAUGUUUCUCAUUAUCCUUUUCUUGGUUGUUGUUCUUUUUUUUAAAUGGUUCUUCCAGAGCAAGUGAUGAUAGGGGAGCUUUUUAAUUAUUUGUUUGUAUACAUUGUUGUCAUAAUCUAUUGUGUUUCAGUAGACCAUUUUGAUAAUUAAAAACGUUGAAACUUUAAAAACUUAAAAA